Messenger RNA from Gongylonema pulchrum, 189 nucleotides. NCBI's taxonomy places the organism in Eukaryota, Metazoa, Nematoda, Chromadorea, Rhabditida, Gongylonematidae. The record is from the annotation of a GenBank genome assembly.
AUGAUUUUUUUGUUGCUGUUGCAGCAUACGUUGGAUCACCCACUCUGUUACGAUAUGGUAGCAAUUCAUCCGAAAAAGGCCUUAAUUGAGCAUCGCAGCGGUCCCGUGUAUGAAAUUCUUGGUUAUCUGGAACAGCUCGGCAUGUCCGGCACCAUUGAGCAGUUCUUCACCACAGAAACUAAAAUUGAA